GUCCAGGCCCCCAGAACAGUUGCGCAGGAGGUGCCGGGCAAACUCACCCCAUCCGGCUGCUCAAGUGGCAGCUGCCACCCACCCACUGGCAACCUGCUUGUGGGCCGUGCCCAGAAUCUUCGUGCCUCGUCCACCUGUGGACUCCACAGCCCUGAGCCCUACUGCACUGUCAGGCACCUGCAGGAUGCUGAAAAUUGCUUCUUUUGUGACUCUCGGGACCGGGGUGGCCAUGGCAUUGAGAAUGUGAUCUCCCGGAGUGGACCUGCUGUCAACAAGACCUGGUGGCAAGCUGAGAGUGGUGUUGAGAACGUCACCAUCCAGCUGGACCUAGAGGGUGUCUUCUACUUUACCCACCUCGUCAUGGCUUUCAAGACAUUCCGCCCGGCAGCUCUGAGCCUCGAGCGUUCGGUGGACCAUGGCCGCUCCUGGCACGUGUACCGAUACUUUGCUCACAACUGCUCACACCUCUUUCCGGGGAUCCCUCCCGCCCCUGGCCGCAGAGUCGGGGACCUCGUCUGUGAUCAGCGUUACUCGGACAUUGAGCCUCCCACUGAGGGCAAGGUCAGGCCCAGAGGAAGGGGGUUUGGGCCCUGGAGUGAAGCCAGAGGCUCAGGCUGGCUUCUUCCUCAGGUGAUUUUCCAAGUUCUGGACCCAGCCAUCCAGGUGGAGAACCCAAACGACCCCAAGAUUCAGGAGCUCCUGCGUGUGACUAACCUCCGUGUGAACUUCUCCAGACUGCACACCCUGGGCGACAGGCCCCUGGGAGGCCUCAAGGGACACCCCUUCUACUACUAUGCCCUCUACGAGCUCGUGGCCAGCGGCAGCUGCCUGUGCCAUGGCCACUCCUCUGAGUGCAGGCCUGCGCCCGGGGCGCCAGCCGGCGUGGAAGGCAUGGUGCACGGUCACUGUGUCUGCCGCCAUCACACAGCGGGGGCCCACUGCGAGCGCUGCCAGGACCUGCACCGGGACCGCCCGUGGCACCCAGCGGAGCCUGGGCACCCCCAUGCCUGCCAGGAGUGCCAGUGCCACGGGCACGCCCGCAGCUGCCACUUUGACAUGGCCCUGUAUCUGGCUUCUGGCAACGUGAGCGGAGGCGUGUGUGACACAUGUCAGCACAACACAGCUGGGCGCCGCUGUGAGCUCUGCCGGCCCUUCUUCCACCGAGACCCCCAGGAAGAUCCCCGUUCCCCUCGCUCCUGCAAACCCUGCGACUGUGACCCUGUGGGCGCGCUGGACGGGGGGUUGUGUGACGCCCACACAGAUGAGACCCGCGGCCUCCUCUCUGGGCUGUGUCGCUGCAAAGUCAACGUCUGGGGCCGACGCUGUGACGCCUGCCGGCCGGGUCACUAUGGCCUGAGCCUUCCCCACUCGGAGGGCUGCCAGCCCUGCAGGUGUGACCCCCGGGGCCGGGUCCCCGGCACUCCUGCCUGUGACCCCUCCAGCGGGGCCUGCCACUGCAAACGCUUUGUCUCUGGACGGGACUGCAGCCGUUGCCUGCCCGAGUUCUGGGGGCUGAGCAGCGACUCUCUAGGCUGCAGGCCCUGCGACUGCGACUUUGGGGGUGCCUACAGCAACAGGUGUUCCACAGCGGAGGGCGCCUGUCUGUGCCGUCCCCACCUCCGUGGCCGCCGCUGCCAUGAACUCCAGUCUGGGUACUUCUGCGCCGCCCUUGACCAGGCCUCUGCUGAAGCCGAGCUUGGCCAGAGCCUCCAGCCAGCUGACCCUCGGCUGCCUGGAACCCCCUGGCCUGCUCCUUCCCACUGCAUACAAGCCCCAGGGAGCUCCCCUCGUUGGCUCCGGCCCCGACUUCAGAGACAGCGUGACCCUCGCUGUGCCCUCCACCCUGCCAGGCGAGCCCGCUACAGCCACCAGCCGCCCACAGCCCCAGAGGAGCCUGCGUCCCUGCAUCCGGGAGCUGGCUCCACACCGUGGACUGGCUUAGACUUUGCACGUGUGGCCGAUGGGGCUGGCCUCUCUCUGCUGGCUCCCACGGUGCCUCGUGCCCUGGAGUAUGACAUUGUCCUGCGCUAUGAGACCCAGGCACCCGAAGACUGGCAGGCCUUGGUCAGUGUCCGCGCCCAGUCUCCGCCCAGCAGCACUCGCUGCGCCCACCUGCUGCCCUCGGAGCAUCUCUUCCAGGCCACCCUGACCCACGCACACAGAGCUGUGGUUCUAUCCAGACCUUUCUGCUUUGAGCCGGGAACGCGCUACUCCAUGACCCUGCGCCUGUGGCGGACCAAAGCAGCCCGGAGGCUGGAGGGAGGCACCGUCUUUCUGGACUCGGUUGCACUCCUGCCUCGGGUGAAGGAGCUGCCUGGGCUGAGACCUGUGGACCCUGGGGCCGCAGGGCGCUUGCAGGAGCUCCGCAAGGCGGGCUGCGUGGAGGCAGUGAGGACGGGCCUGCCCGGCGCCGAGCCCGAGGCCUGUGCCCGCCUCGUCUGCAGCAUCUCGGCCCUGCUCCACGGGGGCGGCCUCCCAUGUGAGUGCCACCCCCAGGGCUCGCUGAGUACUGAGUGUGCCCUGCUGGGUGGGCAGUGCCCCUGCCGUCCUAACAUCGGUGGUCGUACCUGUGACCACUGUGUGCCUGGAACAUACGGCUUCGGUCCCACCGGCUGCAGUGAGUGUGGCUGCCAUUCCAAGGGUGCCACCGGUGCCAUCUGUAACCCUGUGAGCGGGCAGUGUACGUGCCGGGUGGGCCUUGCUGGUCGCCGCUGUGACCGCUGCCUCCCCGACCGGUGGGGCUUCCCACGCUGCCAGCCCUGUGUCUGCAAUGGGCACGCGGAGCUGUGCCACCCGCUCACAGGCGUCUGCCAGGCCUGCCAGGGAGCCACGACGGGCCGGCACUGCGAGAGGUGCUUGGACGGCUACUACGGAGACCCCACCCUGGGCUCAGGCCAGCAGUGCCGGCCCUGCCUCUGUCCUGGGCCCCCCGGCUCUGGCCUCUAUCAUGGGACUUCCUGCCACGUGGACAACGCGAGCGGACGUGUCCUGUGCCUCUGUGCGCCUGGCUAUGCAGGGCCCCGCUGUGACCGCUGUUCCUCGGGCUACUUUGGGCGCCCUUGGCCAGAAGGGGACCCCAGAAGGAGUCCGUGCCGGCCCUGCCAGUGUAACAACAACAUCGACCCCCGGGACCCCGCUGCCUGUGACCCACACAGCGGGCGCUGCCAGAGGUGUCUGCACCACAGCCACGGCCCUGGCUGCGCCCACUGCAGGCCUGGCUUCCACGGCAGUGCCUUGCGCCCAGGGGGCUGCCGGCGCUGCAGCUGUGACCCCCGGGGCACCGUCCCUUCGAGGUGCCCACCGGGGGCUGAAGCCUGCUUCUGCAACCAGCUCAGCGGGCAGUGCCCAUGCCGCCCCCACACACUGGGGCGGGACUGUAGCCGCUGCGCCCCCCUCUUCUGGAACCUGGGGGGGCCUCGGGGCUGUGAGCCCUGCAGCUGCCACGUGCACCACUCCCUGCAUCCAGCGUGUCACCCAGUCACGGGCCAGUGCCCCUGCCGGGCAGGAUUUGGGGGCCGCACGUGCUCCCGGUGUCAGGAUGGGUACUGGGGUGACCCAGCUCAGGAGUGCAGAGCUUGUGCCUGCGACCCACAGGGCUCCGUCUCGCCCAGCUGUGAGCCGUACACAGGUGCCUGCCUCUGCAGAGAGGGCAUCUCAGGGCCGAGGUGCCAGGCAUGUGCCCGUGGCUCCAGAGGUGGCUUCCCACACUGCAUGACCUGCCCUGCCUGUUUCACCUCCUGGGACCAACGCCUGGCUUUGCUCCGGCUGCAGCUGGAAGCUGUGGCCCAGGAGGCGGCGGCCCUACACCAGGGGACGCCUGGCUGGGGCGUCAGGGGCCGGGGUGGGCGCCAGCAGGCCCUGGAGGCAGUCCUGCAGCAGGCACAGACGCUGCUGGAGUCUCCUUCACCCACUGUGGGGAUCGCAGAGCAACUUACGGAGUGGAUAGCCGGACUCAGGCAAGGGGCCUGGGGUCCGCGGGGAAGAGGCCUCCAGCUAGGUUCCCAGGGUCAGGGGUUCAGAGGGCCCCAGGUUGGCCUGUCUGCAUCCUGGAUCUGGGUUUGCUUAAGUGAGGAACCGUGGAGGAGAGACAUCUCCAGCCGUGCUGACGCGCCAUCUCCCCACAGGAGGGCACUGGCCCAACUGGCCCAGAUGCUGUGGGCUCCAGGGCAGGUCGAGGCAGAAAGCGAGUCAUGGGCUAGGGGACAGUGUGAACGCCUGGAAGAAUUAUCCCGGGAGCUAGACUCUCUCAAGGGCUUGGCCUGGCCCAAGAGGGCCAUAGGAGUCCAAGAUGCUGAGGCCCAGGCCUCCUCGGCAGCCCUGCUUUCCCAGGAGGCCACGCUCAGAGCCCAGACCGUGGCCUCACUUGGAGGACCAGACAGCGUCCUGGGACAGGCCCGAGAGGCCCGGCGGUGCACAGAGCUGCUUCUGAAGGGGACAGGCCAGCCCACAGGGACAGCUUUGUGGAAGUUGAAACUAAAGGGGCUGGUGGACAGGGUCCAGAUGCUGCACCCACAGCUUCUGAGACUCCUGGUCCAAGCUGGAGUGGAAUGCAGGCGUCAGGGUCGUGGGCUGGCCUGUGUUCCUGUACCCUGUGUUGUCCCCCCUUGCCCUGGGCCCCUGCCCACUGCCCCGUGGGCUCUGGUCGUCUCCCGUAAUGCCUCUUACAGCCUGGACACAGCGAUCGCAGCCUUGGAGGAGCAGCAGCAACUGCUGCAGCAGAUCCAGGCCACAGCAGGCUCCACGGGAAUCCAGGCUAGGGAGAUGUGGCAUCGGGCCAGGAGGCCCUGGGGUGUGGCCUCCACAGCUGCUGUGCAAGCAACGGUGCAUAGGAUCCAGCGUUUCCUCUUGGAGGAAGGUGCAGACACUAUGAGUGUGGAGCUGGUGGUGUGGCGUGGGCUAGCUGUGCCCCUCCCCCAGGGCAGGGCAGCCGGCAUUGCCCUCCUGCUGGAUCAGAUCCAGCAUGCCCUCCCUUCCCUGGACACUGCAGGCCAGGAGCUGCCCAAAGCCAGAGGUGUCCUCCGUCAGGCGCAGCAGACCAGGGAGGGCGCAGCCAGGGCCCAGGACCGAGCGCUGGAUGUCCAGGGGGUGCUGGCUGGGGCAGGAGCCGAUGCAAGGGCUGCAGAGCAAGGGCUACAGGUGGCCAGGCAGACACUCAGAGGCCUGGAGGCCGGCGUGCAGGAGAUGGCAGGACACCUGGCCCGGAUAACAAUGGCGGUGGAUGUGACCCCAGCCCUGGAGCUUCUGUCUGAUGCAGCUGUGGCUCUCAGGACCCACUUGGCCCUGAGCCAGCGGCAGGCCCACGAGGCAGAAGAGCGUUCGGCACGUGCCAUGGGCUUGGCUGAGGGCCUGGGCAAGGAGUUGCAGGUGGCCCGCUUAGGCGUGGCAGAGCUGCAGGAGGGCACAAACAGCCUGAUGGCCACGGUGAAGGACGCCGGAGAGCGGGUGCGGCGGACGCGAGCUGAGGCCCAAGAGCUGCUGAGGCAGGUGCAGAGCAGCUGGAGCCGUCUGGAGGGGCUGGAGCGCCGCCUGGUGCAGAACGAGCAGACGCUGGGCGAGAAGGCGGCCACGCUCUGGGCCCUGGAGAAGCGGGCAGCGGAGCUGCUUGAGCACCUGCAGCUGUGGGCCAGCGCCUAUGCCACCUGCUGACCGAUGUCUGGGAGGCCGCCACGAGGGGCUCCUCGAUGGCCUGGGUGACUCAGCGACCUCAGAGUGACCCAGGAACCUCCUGACUUUGAGAGACCACAGACCCCACUGAGUGCCUGCAAACCCUGAAUGACCCUCAAGUGACCCUAUGAUGUCGUCCAGUUGCCCUCUGACCUUGAGAAAUUAGAUCAUGAAAAGUUCCCGGAGGCCAUGCAGUACCCUAGACACUGAAGAGAUCCUGGUCUCUGAGAGAUGUGAAAUUCUGAGUCCUUUAGUGCCUUUAGUAUCUCCGAGCCCCUCAGGUCAACUACAUGACCCCCAGGGUGACCAGAGACCCCCUACUCCAGAUAACCAGUGACCCUGUAAGUCCAACAAAUUGACCUCCUGCCCCGACUCUUGGGAAGCCUAGUGAUUGCCCUGAAGACCCCCAGCUUUGCUCCCUGGGCCCGCGACUGCAGGUACUCUCCACCCGGCCCCUCGGAGCCAGGCCGACCCAGCCCUCCAACCCUCGGAGCUGCGGUCCCAGCCUCAGUCCCUGGAGCCUGGGUGGGGCAAGAGCGCCGGCAGCAGCGCGCAUUCCUGCCGGGACUCCGGAACUCCCGGCAGGCCAGAAGGUCCGGAGCGGAUGAAGAGCCACGAGAUCUGGAUGGGCUCCCUGCUUCUCCUUGGGUCUGUUGUCAGCCACCCAGCACCUGUUUUCACACCGAGGCUGUACUUCUCGUGCCUCCUUGCUUCGGCAACUGGUGGAGACGGAAACCCCUGGCACUGUGCCUCGGGCAGGGGGUGGCCUUUCUCCGUCUCUCCCCGUGUCCUCAUCGUCUCCUGUCCCUCUGGAUGGUGUCCUAAAGCUUUCUGCAUCCCUGAAGGGGGGGCUCGACAGCCCCCCUCCCCGCACCGCCCUGGGUCUGAACGCCUGGUUGCUUUUGACUGCCACAGCACCCAUGACCGUUGGGGCAAAGGCUAGGUUCCACGGGCCAUUGAAAUCUCAAAGAUCAGAUUCCUAGUUUUGGCUUAUGCCAUGGCCCCUACUUGGUGCACCCCCUAACUAUGGUAGCCUAAAGCCCCAAACCCACCACCUUUCCCUUGCUCUGCAGAGGUCUGGGCAUCGGGGCACAAUAAAGAUUUGAGGCUGAGCUGACCUGGAUCUGGUUUCUAGACUGAGGGUCUUUUUCAGAGGGGGGAGGGGACCUCUGCACAAUGUUGCAUUCCUGCCUGC
Phyllostomus discolor (pale spear-nosed bat) is the source of this 6859-nucleotide messenger RNA. RefSeq names its product laminin subunit beta-2-like. NCBI's taxonomy places the organism in Eukaryota, Metazoa, Chordata, Mammalia, Chiroptera, Phyllostomidae. The transcript has 31 exons. The annotation marks the transcript as partial. The record is from RefSeq and is a predicted model, not a curated record.